CUUUGUUCAAAGCAGCUACGAUUUGUUGUUAGAGUUAAGUGUGUGUGUCAGAGUUCUGGUGUGCAGCGGUACGCGGUGGCUGUGAAGACCUAUAACUGAUUUAAGUCGGUUGAGGUAGAUCUACCAGCAAAUCAAAAAAAGAUACCUUCACUACAGUAGUAGUCCGACCUUUGUGGUUGGAGCUCACAGCAAACGAAACCACAAAGCUACAGCAAAAAACCACAACACAAAAUGGCUCAGGACAAAGUUACAGAAACUCAUGUUUUGCAAGAACCCAAACAAGAUGAAGAUGAGCAUGACCCCUACUGUUUGAAGUGUGGGAAAAGCAUUGCUCACAACAUUCCCUAUAAAUAUGAAGGGAAAACAUUCCACGCUAGAUGUUUAGUCUGUAACUUUUGUGGGAGAAAUCUAGUGGGAAAACCGUUCAUUGUUGACGACCAAAACUUAUUCUGCGGAGACGUGUGUAAGCAGCGUUUUGAAACCAAUGCACAAGGGGAAAUCAAUGACGUGUGUAAGCAGCGUUUUGAAACCAAUGCACAAGGGGAAAUCAAUGACGUGUGUAAGCAGCGUUUUGAAACCAAUGCACAAGGGGAAAUCAAUGAUAGGCCCUACAGUGAGGAAACUACUUCACUCAGUGAAUCACUGAUAGAAGCACUUGACCGUACUAAGGAUUCUGCACCAAAACCGCUUGGUGCCACGCAUUUAAUAGAUGCAUAUAGACCAGACCCUGACCAAAUUACUGAUUACCCAAGGCACUCUUCCCCCGAUACAACAUCUUCUCGACUCUCACUUGAUGGAUCUAUACGCUCAUACUUCUCAGCAGUUAGUGAAACAAGCCUGGCCUCAGACUACUCUUACGAUGCAAACAGAAAACCAUCAAGGAACAUUUUAAAGAACCCUCAUAAACCUCGUCGAAGGCCAAAGAAAAAUGUUCGAUGGAAUCUUCAAUUUGGUAAUGACAGCGACACUAUGUCACUAGAGUCUUUUGAUUCUGCUAGUACGACUAGCAGUUUGUUCAAUAGAGCAAGAAAUGGAGUGAACGAAACUAGACAAAAUUGGAGAGAAUUUGAAAGAGCCCCAUCACCUGGAAGUACAGGGAUUACUCCAUCAAAGCCCCUCUAUCAUAGGAGAUUUUUGCGGCCAAAUUCUACACCACACAAUACUCCUCAUGGACCACCAUCCAUAUACGUACCAGAGUUAGAGCCUACUCAUGAGGAUGUUCAAUCGUCUUCUUCUCACAGCAGCCUUCUGAAUUCUUCUCAAAGUCAUAUUUGUGGCCCAUCACCUCAAAAUAAAGUUCUGCCUAGUACUUCCCAGAAUAUCAGGUUUACGCGCAAUCCUUCACCUCUAACGAGCACUCCUACCACUGUGCAAAACCAAGAUGCUGGUGGUUUUGAAAAACUGUCUCGCACCAUACUCUCAACAGCUGUGACAAGACGACAGUACAAUGACGAUGGUUAUAGGAGCCCAUCUCCUGGCUACAAAGAUGAACACACUGAGGAAGCAGAGAGUCAGUUGAAUCUUUCAGAUGAUAUCGAUAGUCCACUUAUACUUAAAUUGAAUGAUAGUAAAUUGGCUGAACUUGAAGCAAGCACACUAGAAGACCGUGAAAGAAUGCACAUCUACCAAUUCCCACAACGUUCACAAAAUUCGGAGGCUGCAAAUCCCGUUACAGAAAUACAGCGAACUCUUUCUGUACGAGCUGCAUUGUUGAAUGAUGAUGAUCAAAGUGAUUAUGACCACCUCCUGCCUCGAAAUGUGGGGUCUGACAACAAUUUAAGCAGUGCGCCAAGAGGUCAAACUGUUAUUGCUAAUAUGGUGACAUUGAGAAAGACAAUAGACAAAGCAAGACGAAAAAAUCUAAUAUCGUACACGGAUGAUGACAUUGAAGAUGCUCUAAAAACAAUCGAAGAAGAUGAGACAUCCAGUCAGAGUGGUGAUAAGCCCCCCCCAAUACCUUUAAAACGUGGUAGGAUCAUGUCCUCUCCAGGAGAAGAACAGAUUCCCAUGAUUGAAAAAACAAAUUUAUAUCGGUCCGGUUCAGAUCCAUUAAGGGCUGGUAAAACAUUACUAUCUGGUAGAGUAGAUAUGGAAAGAGAGCUGACUAUCCGACAAGCUCCCAAAGUACCACCUAAAAGUAAGCAAAAAAGAAAUCAACAAAAAAGAUCUCAAAGUUUUUCACCAAGCGACGGAAAGCUAGUACAAAGCACACCUUUUGGUGAAAAUUCAGAAGAGAAUAUUCUUCCACCACCUCCUGAGUUUGCUUCAUCCUCAAUUGACUUUCCCAGUGAAAAAUCCUCCCCAAAAUCUGAUGAUGUUCAAAGUGCAUCGACUAGCACCUUGAUUGCGGAACAAGAUUUAUUCCCAAAAGAUAUGAAGUCUUCAUCUUGUGAUAAAACUUUCACACCUACGUAUCUAACACCUCGGACAGGACAGAAAGAUAGUAAUUUAUUUCCCUUGAAGAUAAAUGACCGGAUAGUGGUGGGAGCGGAGGACCCACAACCUCCUCUCAAUGAUGGCGUAUACAAGGUUCCCAAUCAACCAAAGCCCUCACACUCACACAGCACGAUACAAACAAACUGGCAAGUCCAGAGCAGAGGUAGCACUUUAUCUACACAUGUGACAGAGUACGAGCAAAAAAUAGACAAUCCACGCAGUCCACAAUACAAAGUAAGUAUGGAGACAGCUUUCGCUGAAGGUAACCUUCUCAACAACACUAGUUUUGUUCCGCAAACUCAAACUCAUUUUUACCCUCACGACAAAGCAAAGCGGAUUCAUAUACCACAUAGACCUGCUCCUCUUCCACCUGUAUCAACGAAGAGCUUGACUGACGAACGAUCAACACGAUUUUCUUUAGAGAAUAGGCAGCAAUUGGGUAAACAGGAUACCUCUUUACAGCAGCUGUUAUCUGAUCUUAAUAUUGAAGAUGAUGGUGUGCAGCAUCGUUCACAAAGUUUACCAGGAUGUGUUGUCUGCUUGAAAGCAAUUCAGAUCCCAAGAGAAUGCAUCACAGUUAACACCAAAUCAUAUCACUCAAAAUGUUUCUAUUGCAGCAAGUGUCGUGAGUUGUGCAUGCCUGAUAUAUUCGUAGAUCUACCACUCUUUAAAAUUGAUACAAGGAUAAAACACUUGUACGUAGAUGAGCACGAAUCACAAUUAUUUGAUUCCCACUUUCAUAGUUGGCAGGUGAUCCUUGAAAAUACAUUUCCCACAAUUCUUGAAGAUACAUGUGCUUACGUAUGGUAUAUACAUGUAUAAAUUAUGCUUUAAUUGC
Messenger RNA from Halichondria panicea, 3274 nucleotides. RefSeq lists its product as uncharacterized. Gene Ontology annotation, cellular component: Z disc; cytoplasm; nucleus. NCBI's taxonomy places the organism in Eukaryota, Metazoa, Porifera, Demospongiae, Suberitida, Halichondriidae. Gene Ontology annotation, molecular function: transcription coregulator activity. The transcript is spliced from 8 exons. The record is from RefSeq and is a predicted model, not a curated record. Gene Ontology annotation, biological process: actin cytoskeleton organization. The coding region runs from base 232 to 3258 and encodes 1008 amino acids.